AUGUUCCGUCGCAAAAGAUCCUCUGCACAUGCGCCCUUAAAUUCCAAUCCGUCACCAUCUGCCCAGACCGCUGCUGCUCAAGCAUUCAGAGCCUCCCAAGCCAAUGCCGCAUUAUCUACGGCCGCUGCGGCAGCAGCCCUUCGCACACAUACACCUACCCCCACCUCCGUCGAGAACGUCCAGACAAAACCUGGCUCUAGUGAGAGAGAUAUUAGCCCUGUCCCUCCGAUUCCCCAGAACUUUCUUGCCCAUCAACGAGCCGUUAGCCUGGAGUCGUCCUCUCGCGUGAUUAAUCCUGUCGCGCGUUCAAGUCGAUCACCUGAUCUACGAAAGCCCAGUUCCCCUCGCUCCCCUCGAACUUUGAAUAGUCUUCCAGAGCUAGAAAGGCAGGACAGCCGGAGCUCGAUCAACUUUUCCUACCCCACACACGCUCGUCCAAAUUCCCCACCCCAAUCUCCAAUUCAAAAGCUUGUCGCGAAUCCUCUAGUUUCUGAUGAUGAUGGAAUGGGCCUGGAUGAAGGACUUUCUCAAAACUAUAUUGUUGCUCGAUCAUCCAAAUCUACGACGACUCCUACAACUGCAGCUGCCAAGGGAGCCCAAUCAUAUCCAGAUUUGAGUGCUUUUCAUACAGAACAUGACGAAUCGAAGAGGUCCAGGAUUGGAGCUACUCAUGCAAUCACUGAAACCGAGGCAAGCACUUCUCCUGAAGAGCAAGACCCUGCACACUCCCAUCAUAUGCCCUCCACUGUACACGGGGAAGACGCCGAGCAGGACCGUCAUCCUUCCCCCAAAUCAAGCCAAACGAAAGCGCGAACCACUCAACAAUAUGGUAACCGAGAAGCUGAAACCAAGGAACAACAGAUAACGGAUCCAUCAGAAGUACAUGAUCACAAAACUAUUCAAACCGACCAAUCCACUGACUCGGGGAGUUUACCCGAGUUUAAAUACCCAGAUAGUCCUAAAGCAGAUGUCGAAAGCGAUAAAAUAUCUAUGCCAACUGGCUUUACAGUCGAUACCUCGCCAUCUACAGAUUUUGGCUCUACUUCACAUACUCCUUUAGAGGCUCUAUCCAUUGGCCACGCGCACGACACAGUCAGUGCUAGCGCCGAAGGUAGAAAUAACGAAAGACCUCAUUCGAUCAGCCCGACUCGUACCACACACUUUUCUAGCCAUCUUGUUGUUUCCCUUAGCGGCGAAAGACUUCAUGACCCUCCCCCACGGUCAAUGUCUCCUGCGAAAUCAGCCUUAAAACACCCAACUCCUCAAUCUAGCCCAGGCAAUCACAAUUCGAAUAACUGGUCUAAAUCGCUUCAAGCACAGAGUGAAUCUCCUGAUGGCACAUCGGUUGAAUCAGAUGAUGGCCAAAGGGAUGGGAACAAAAAACGCACCCCUAAGGUCAGCUUCGAAGAUGAGCCGGAGGUAGUAGGGGCUUCUGCCACUGCUUCAAUUUCUCAAGGGCCGGGGUCGCCCAUUUCCUCAAGCGCUCUAUGGGGUUCAGGAUCAAAGAAUUCAAGUCUUGCAAGGAAUGGCUACCGAUUUAACAUCAGGAAUGGGAGUGAUGAGGAUGCGUUCAACGAAGUCAUGAAACCUCGUCCAGCACUUCCUUCUUUUGGCAGUAUUCGUGGAAGGAGAUGGUUGAUCGAGGAUCAUGACAGGCGGCAGGUUCACGACAGACCUUCGUCACCGAGGACAUCAGCUAGUGGCAAUGCAUUCCGCGAAAUCUUACACCAGAGCAAGCAUUCCCGCCCCCAAGAUACCAACCCCUUCGUCCCUGGUAACCCGAUCCCCCCAGAAGUCACGUCAGUUGAAGGGACUGGUUACGAUUCCCCAUCUGAAACGAGUUCAUCCAGCGAGGACUUGGAGGAUCCGGACGAUUAUGCCCAUCCAGGAGAUAUUACUAGCUCCCCUCCAUCAGAGGUACAAAAGGCCUCGAGCGAGAGCCUUGAUGUUGGGGGAAAAGCUGUUAGAGAGCGAUGGCGGAGUGAAAAUAUACCUAUUAUCUCAAUUCAUCCAGCUACUCCUGCUCUUGCUGAGGAAAAUAUUAGUGGCGAGUGGGCCAGGAUGCCAGGAUGGGUUUCAUCUCCAAUGGCUCUUCCAGAACACGAAAUGCGCCAAAACAUUGAUAAUACACGCCAACCAAGACCAGUAAUCCCUGAUUCCACCCCCGAUUCAAGGAUAUCUUCGAUUCCAUACGUGGAUGGUGAUGAAUCCGAUUCAAGUGAAAGUGUUUACAGUGAUGCAGCUGAAAAUUUAUCAGAUCUUGAAGGUGAUGGUUUUGGUUCUAUAAACGCGAUAGUUGACAGCCCUCUCUCUCUUAAGAUCUAG
Molecule: messenger RNA, 2325 nt
Organism: Histoplasma mississippiense
Lineage: Eukaryota; Fungi; Ascomycota; Eurotiomycetes; Onygenales; Ajellomycetaceae
Exons: 3
Coding region: 1-2325 (774 amino acids)
Source: RefSeq, a predicted model, not a curated record